Molecule: messenger RNA, 1948 nt
Organism: Acanthocheilonema viteae
Lineage: Eukaryota; Metazoa; Nematoda; Chromadorea; Rhabditida; Onchocercidae
Source: the annotation of a GenBank genome assembly
AAAUGAGCCAAAAUUUGUUGGAUCAAUAACACGGAUUAAUAUUUGGAAGCGUGCAAUUGAUUUUGAAGCUGAAAUUCCAUCAAUUGUUCAUCAAUGUCAACAAAAGCAGGUUAUCUAUGAUGAUCUUAUCUUACGUUUUGCUGGAUACACUCGACUUUCUGGAAAAGUUGAAAAAGUGGUGAGAAGUACUUGUGGACGAGAUUAUAGUCGUCAAUCUAUCAAGAAAAUGGAAGUUCACGGUUGUCCGUCGGAUAUUUUUGUUAUUUCAUAUCAAAAAGAGAUAAAUAUCACAUGGCAAGAACCAGUAUUUACAUCAAUCAAUGGAUAUGUAGAUGUUAAAAGAAAUCUAAAACCUGGUCAGGUAUUUACAUGGGGAGAAUAUCUUGUGGUUUAUCUUGCUAAAGAUGAUCAUUCUAUGGCUGAUUGCAUCUUUAAGAUUUAUGUAUUGCGUGAAUUUUGUCCUACAUUACAAGAUCCAUUACAUGGUAUCCAGGCUUGUGAAUCAUGGGGUCCACAGUUACGUUAUAAGGCAUGUUCCAUUGAAUGUGAAAAUGGUUAUGAAUUUAGCAUUGAACCACCAAUUUUCUAUACCUGUUCUUCAGAUGGUCAUUGGAGACCACGACCUAUGAAUGCAUACACAUUCCGUUAUCCACAAUGUACUAAAGCACAUCCUGCUGUACGUGUUGCUGAAGUGUCCAUCAAUUAUCCUACCGUAUCAAUAUGUAAUGCAGCAGGACGAAAUACAUUAGCUGAAAAACUUUCUCAACGAAUUGAAUUAUUAAAUAGCAAAUGGAAUAUCUAUUCUAUUAGUAAUAUAAGUGAUUAUUCAACUUUUAACAUAUCGGUGCAAUGUUUUCCUGGAAAUGAAGAAACUACCGUAACAGCAGCUGAUACAAAUUUAAGAUUACGUCGUGAAGCGCAAAAUUUUUUCAACGUGAAAGUUUCCAUACCAAUUACAAAUGAUGUUUUGGAGAAUCGUAAAACAGGACAACGAGCAAAAGUAUCAGAUGUAUUAGAGAGUGAAAUUCUACUGGAAGAUAUAUUUAGUUUGGAACAGGUAAUCCCAAAUGGUCGACCGGAUUUGAAUAGUUUCGAAUUGAAAGAACGGCAUAUCUGUGAAGUAGGAACUGUUAACCGUCGUAAUCUAUGCGUACCAUGUGCACCGGGUUCAUUUUAUGACCUGACAACACGUACUUGCAAAUUAUGCAUGACUGAUGAAUAUCAACCUCGUGCAGCACAAACCUCUUGCUUACCCUGUCCUCGAGGAUAUAUUACAACUGCUCCUGGUUCAUCACUUUUAACAGAUUGUAAAAAUUCAUGCGAAGCUGGUUCAAUGUUUAAUAUUAGCAGUGGUUUGUGUGAACCAUGCGGAUUUGGUUUCUAUCAACCAACAUCGGGAGCUUUUACCUGUAUCCCUUGUGGUGUCGGAAAAACAACAUUGAAAGAGACAUCAACAACUGAAGAUGAAUGUCGUGAUGAAUGUCCCGAUGGUGAACAUUUAACACAAGUUGGUGUUUGUCUACCAUGUCCACAAGGAACCUAUCGUACACGUGGUGUUCACAAAACUUGUGUUGAUUGCCCAUCAGGUACCACUACCGAAGGAACUUCAUCUGUUCGUCGUAUGCAAUGCAAUACACCGAAAUGUUCUGCGGGACAAUUUCUUGUUACUACUACCAAACAAUGUCAAUUUUGUCCUCGAGGAACAUUCCAGGAUGAAGAAAUUCAAACUGUUUGCAAGCUUUGUCCUACUGAUCAUACCACUGCUUCCCAAGGUGCAACACAAGCAAGUCAAUGCUAUUCAACAAAUCAAUGUGCUACUGGUGAGGAUAACUGUUCAUGGCAUGCAGUAUGCAUUGAUUUACCAGAUGAUAAUGAUAUUCCAUCUUAUCAGUGUAAGUGUAAACCUGGCUAUAAAGGAAAUGGAACACACUGUCAAGGUAAUAAAUAA